AUGCCUGCCAAACUCCGCGGCUCGGUCGCAAAGACCCUGUCGCGCCCGCUGGACAAUGGAUCGGUCUUUUACUGCUCGUCCUGCUCUACCUGGCGACGAACAUUGUCCACGCGUUCCCGGAAUGGCAACGCUUGUCGGCAAGAAAAUCGCAUUCCCUCAUCACCGUCAACCGUGUCAGCGAACGCUUCGCGCCGUCAGCUGGCAACAGUACCCGUAAAUAGCGCGGGGAGAAAUGUCCCAGCCCAGUAUAAGGAGCUCUAUGAAGCCUUGAAUCGCGCGAGGGAGGCUGCGCCGGAACAAGUCAACGUCAGUCGAUUACAGCUCGCGUUGCGAGGGUUGGAGUCGGAGGUUCCGCUUGUUCGCGUUGCUGUUCUCGGAUUGAAUGACGCGACUGCCGCUCGCAAACUCGUUCGCCUGCUCCUCGCCGAUCCGCUGAGCCCUCGGGAGUCCUGGGAGGAUAUCCUAGAUUCUUUCGAUGCGGAUAUGUCGCGGGGUCUGCUGAUCCGAUAUGGAGAAGUCUCUGAAACGAUCCCAAAUGACCUGCUACCUACCAUCUCCGUGCCCUCCUCGAUCUUGAAGAAGGGAAAUAUCGAAAUCUUGGUCAGCACGCUCGGUGCGGAGACGGAGUUCUCGACCUCCCGGCUCUCAGCGGAUACCUUCCUCGUACCCACCGUGACAAUCCGAACAUCGCACUCGGGCCGGCACAACGUCGUGCGAUACCCAGUUCACAGGAGUAUCGUGUGUGGUAGCGGAGCCGACGAUUUACUCGCAUACAGCGGCUUGAUUGCUCGCUCGAACCUGAAGAAAGAAGCGCGCUCCGUCCACGGCGUGAUCGAAAUCCCCGGCGCCGCGACGGAAUCGACCAGCGAUCGCAUAAGUUUUGUGGAUAUCCACCAGGCUGACGAAGCGCUGGCCAAAUUCCGUGAGUCCGUGCAAAAUGCGUCUCUGUACGAGCGCGGUUGGAGUCGGAGCGGAGUUCAGCCAGUUGUGGAUUGGCUGUCGUCGCUGCGGACGGAGGCGGGAACGUUGAACCCCUCCUUGAGGACUCUGAUAGAGGCACUGAUUGAUUCUGCGGAGACAGGUGUGGUCACUGAGGAGACCAGGAGAAUGCUAGAGCAAGAGGCAGAAUCCAUUCCUGAGGAAGUCCGGGAGCAGCUGGCUCGACUCGUAUCCGCAUGGGCGGAGAGAGCACACAUUGAGCUACGGGGUUCGCUCGAAGAAGGAUUCGCCAGCAAAGACUGGAAGGAUCUGGCGUGGUGGAAGCUAUUCUGGCGGGUGGAUGAUAUCAGCAUGGUUACCUCUGAGAUUCUGGAGAAGAAGUAUCUCUGCCGGGCGGAGAAGGAGGUGAUCUGGACGGCAGGGAAGUUUGAGCAGGCCGGCGUGCUUGAAGGAUCCCCUCUUGCGAGCGAGGACGUGGUAUCCGAGUCUGUAGAACCGGACAUGAACAGCUCUACGCCGAUGGAACCUUCACAACCGCAAGCACCUUGGCCCACUCAGAUCGCCCAGAGCCGGACAAAACUUCUGGGAACCACGGUGCCGUCUUUGCAUGCUUUGGCGCAGCGGCUUGUGCUCUUCAGUGUGUCCACGACGACGCUGACAACGGCUCUAUCAGCCUUGACGUACGUUUCCUGGCCGACUACCUCUAUCUACGAGACGGGCACCAUGGCCGCGGUGGGCUUGAUCUACUCCCUGCGAAACCAGCAAAAGAAAUGGGAUGCCGCCCGCGCAUUCUGGGAAGAGGAGGUCCGUGAGAAUGGAAGAACCGCCCUGCUGGAAACGGAACAGGAGUUACGCACAAUCACACAGCAGGGAGGCAGACACGUCGAGGAGAUCGCCAAGACCGAUGCCCGCGAGCGCAUUGGCACAGCCAGAAAAGCUCUUGACGAGCUCGAUUAA
Aspergillus clavatus NRRL 1 is the source of this 1896-nucleotide messenger RNA. RefSeq lists its product as uncharacterized. The record is from RefSeq and is a predicted model, not a curated record. The transcript is spliced from 3 exons. Bases 1 to 1896 code for a protein of 631 amino acids. NCBI's taxonomy places the organism in Eukaryota, Fungi, Ascomycota, Eurotiomycetes, Eurotiales, Aspergillaceae.